Esox lucius (northern pike) is the source of this 2464-nucleotide messenger RNA. It is a transcript of the gene stac3, whose product is annotated as SH3 and cysteine rich domain 3. NCBI's taxonomy places the organism in Eukaryota, Metazoa, Chordata, Actinopteri, Esociformes, Esocidae. The transcript is spliced from 13 exons. The record is from RefSeq and is a predicted model, not a curated record. Gene Ontology annotation, cellular component: extrinsic component of cytoplasmic side of plasma membrane. Gene Ontology annotation, molecular function: protein binding. Bases 293 to 1300 code for a protein of 335 amino acids. Gene Ontology annotation, biological process: skeletal muscle contraction; positive regulation of voltage-gated calcium channel activity; positive regulation of protein localization to plasma membrane.
UGUCUAACGGUCACUUACUCCCACUCCUCUGGUCUAACCGCUCACCAUUGGAUUGCUCUGAGGAAAUUACCUGCAUAAAGAAUAUUUCAAAAGGGAAGUAACAAUCUGGAAGGGUUUUGGAGGCCUCAGGUUUGACAGAUUGCUCAUUACACAUGAACAGAACGUCUUUGAAUCAAAACUGGUGACAGCUAGACAGCUAAUCUAAUUUUUUUAUUCAGUGGACCAGCAACCAGUAGGACCAAGUUAACCAGGUAGCAGUUCAAGACGAGAGAGUGCUCACACACACUACACCAUGGCCCAAUAUGACCAACUGGAAGAUAAACAUUCUGUGGAUAUCCAUGAUAACCCCAUGACCCCUGACAAUAUUGUAAAAGAGGAAGACAAUACUGUAUACUUUAUUUAUGAGGAGGAGGUGGAAGUAGAAGAAAAGGAGCCAGAGCCUGAACCCGUUGUUAUCUUGGUGAAUGACAAACCCCACAAGUUCAAGGACCACUACUGCAAGACCCCCAAGUUCUGUGACGUCUGUGCCCGUAUGAUAGUCCUCAACAACAAGUUUGCUUUACGGUGCAAAAACUGCAAGACCAACAUCCACCACGCUUGCCAGUCUUACGUUGAGUACCAGAAGUGUUUUGGCAAAAUUCCCCCAGGUUUCAGACGUGCCUACAGCUCCCCUCUGUACAGCAGUGACCAGUCAGAUGCAGCCCACUCCAACCGCAAUGACCCCGUGUUUGACACGCUACGGGUUGGGGUUGUCAUGGCGAACAAGGAGCGCAAGAAGGGGUCUGAAGACAAAAAGAACAUGAUGAUGAUGAUGAUGGAGGAAGAGGAAUCCCAACAACCCAAAGAAGACGAACAGACCGAAGGAAAGCCAGAGGGUGAUAAGAAGGGAGACAAAGCUGACAAAACAGAUGACAAGAAAAAAAAGGAGAUGGGAAACAUGGGAAAUCAAUCCCAUUACUACCUGGCCCUCUACCGCUUCAAGGCCAUUGAGAAAGACGACCUUGACUUCCACCCUGGUGAUCGAAUCACUAUAAUUGAUGAUGCCAAUGAGGAAUGGUGGAGGGGGAAGAUUGGGGAGAAGACAGGUUAUCUCCCCACCAACUAUAUAAUUAGGAUAAAAACGGGAGAGAGGGUGUUUAAGGUGACACGCUCAGUGGUGGGAAACCGGGAGAUGGGACAGAUCACACUGAAGAAAGACCAGAUCGUGGUGAAGAAGGGAGAGGAGGUGAAUGGCUACCUGAAGGUCAGCACUGGCCGUAAGCUGGGCUUCUUCCCGGCCGACCUGCUCCAGGAGAUCUGAACCUGAUCCGAUUGUGACCACCACUGGAUUGGAGUCACAAACCGUCACCAGGACCGUGGCCACACACCAAACCCACCCUGAACACACAUUAUUUAGAGUUUGAGUGUUUACCUUACACUACCAAUCUAGCCCCUUGAUUAUUUUCCAACUUCAGGGGCCUGGGGUUGAUCUUGGGAUUAUGUCAGCUGUUUGAGGGCUGUGAGGCUCAGCGAUGGGAAGGGUGCUGAGUGUAACCUAAUACGGCAGCCUUUCCACCCGGUUGAACCGGCUCAGCUGACCAGGCAAUCCAGGCUGGAAGGAGACGUGUGACGCAAGACACAUAGUGUGGUUGACAAUUAAAGAGUUAACAUGUUUGUGUCCUUUAAAUGUGAUCAACUAGGUGAACCUGAAAAUAGGUAUUCAGCCACUUUUCAAAAAGCAAAAAAACUGUGUAUCUACCAGGAAGUGUUAUGCAUUCUAAUGAAUGUAUCUUUUGGAGACUUUGAUUGUAGUAGUUCCUUGGUUUUAUAUGCUGCUAAAAUACUAGUUUUUCAAAUCCCCUUAGAUUGAAAUGUUAAAGCGCAUGUAGUCAGGUUUUUUAGAGGUCUGUGUUUUUUUAAUAACUACCAAAACAGAGUGCUGUGUAUUUGUUGUUUAAAUUUAAAAGCUUGGCUCCCAUUCAAAACAACAUGCUUUUGCCAAAGAGAUGUUGGCAUAGAGUUAAUGACAGAUUCUUACAUGACUAGUAUUGCGUAAUUAAUUAUCUAUUGACAUGCUAAGUCUUAUUCCAUGUAUCAUUUUUCUUUAUUCUUUCAAAAUCUGAAUAAUAUCUUAUCGCUGUGGAACCAUUUAAUCAAUUUCAAUUAGGAUAACAUUUGGAUAAAUAAAAUCCUCUAUUUUUGUAUCAGAAUUUUGCAUUCAUAGACUGUUUAAUAUGAUUCAGUAUUUUAUGCCUAACCUUAACAGCGAAUAGUUUUGGUUCGUCAGUAACUGGUAAUUUACAGUACUCAAGCCUUAUCUCCUAAGAUUUAUGCGAUCUGAAGAGAAACCAGAGUGAACUGCUGAUUUAGGGAAACAUUUCUGACCGACUUGAACUCCGUACAAGAUGUUUUACAAAACAUUAUCACUUAACCUUAAAAAUGAACAGACCACAGUUUCAGUGAUAAAUAAAAAUAAUUCCACAUU